Alnus glutinosa is the source of this 693-nucleotide messenger RNA. RefSeq names its product oil body-associated protein 1A. The record is from RefSeq and is a predicted model, not a curated record. Lineage: Eukaryota; Viridiplantae; Streptophyta; Magnoliopsida; Fagales; Betulaceae.
AUGUCCACUCACCCAGAGGUUCCCGGCGAGCCGACUCAGACCGGCACGGCCUUCCUUGAAACGGCCACCGCCACCAUCCAAAACUUUGCUCCCAUCAACAAGAUCCACCAGCACCUCUGCGCGUUUCAUUUUUAUGCGUAUGACAUGACCCGGCAAGUGGAGGCGCACCACUACUGCGGGCACCAGAACGAGGAGAUGCAGCAGUGCCUCAUAUAUGAUAGUCCUGAUGCGGAUGCCCGGCUCAUCGGGCUAGAGUACAUCAUAUCAGAGAACCUGUUCCUGACACUGGCGGACGAGGAGAAGCCGCUGUGGCAUUCCCACGAGUACGAAGUAAAGAGUGGCGUGCUCUUCAUGCCCGGGGUUCCCGGUCCCAUACAGCGGCAGGACAUGGAAAAGGUUGCCAAGACGUAUGGUAAGGUCUUCCACUUCUGGCAGGUUGACAGGGGUGACAAUCUCCCUGUCGGGCUGCCCCAGGUGAUGAUGGCCCUCACCAGAGACGGCCAGCUUUAUGAAGACCUUCUUAGAGGUUUGGAGAAGCGUUACAGGAUAUCGGUUGACAAGGAGAGGAAGAAUCGAGCCCACAUCACGGGGCCGACGCGUGGAAUACACCCACUGGCAAACGGCGGAGGGAAGGGGCUGAAGACGGAGCUGAGGGAGGUGGCCACAGAUUCCGUGCCCAGGGUCUUUGUUUGA